Messenger RNA from Lepidothrix coronata (blue-crowned manakin), 8567 nucleotides. It is a transcript of the gene ABCA5, whose product is annotated as ATP binding cassette subfamily A member 5. Gene Ontology annotation, biological process: lipid transport; transmembrane transport. NCBI's taxonomy places the organism in Eukaryota, Metazoa, Chordata, Aves, Passeriformes, Pipridae. Gene Ontology annotation, molecular function: ABC-type transporter activity; ATP hydrolysis activity; ATP binding. Bases 265 to 5211 code for a protein of 1648 amino acids. Gene Ontology annotation, cellular component: intracellular membrane-bounded organelle; membrane. The transcript is spliced from 40 exons. The record is from RefSeq and is a predicted model, not a curated record.
AGCACGCAGGCACCGGGAACAUCAACCCACCGCUGGAAUGAGUGUUGGUGGCUGCAAAGGCUGGAACAUGGAUGAAUUCCUGAAAUCUGCACUGAGUUUUGGCCGAAGAGCCGAGGAGUGACUCAGUUGUUCGCUGGGGGUGAGGAAGCAGCGGGAGAUGCGGAUCGACCCAUAACUCCAAACCUGAGGCAGCAAAGUGGUGACAAAACCGGGGAGAGAAACCUGCCAGGCCCCCGACCCGCCGGCCCUCAGCGGUCUUGAAAAAUGGCACCAGCUGCUCCCAGAGAAGCAGGAGUAUGGAGACAAACCCGAGCUCUCCUGUUCAAGAACUGUCUUAUUAAGGGAAGGACUAAGAAAAGCAGUGUCCAGGAGGUCCUUUUCCCCCUGUUUUUCCUGUUUUGGCUCAUCCUGAUGAGUAUGAUGCACCCGCACAGGAAGUACGACGAGGUGCCCAACGCCGACCUGGGCACCCUGGACACCUCCCAGCUGGUGAACUUCGUCAUUGGGUACACGCCACCCACCCGCAUGGCACGAGAAAUCAUGAAGAAAGUGGCUUCUGAUAACUUUGAAGAUGGCAUCAUCACUGAGGAGUAUUUAAGUGAGGAGGAGCUGCAAGAGGCCAGUGCUGUCAAACCCUCCAACUUCGUGGGGGUCGUGUUCAAGGAUUCCAUGUCCUACCAGCUGAGGUUCCACGACUCCAUCGCCAUGUCCUCCAUUUAUACGGAAUCCAGAGCCAGCUGCUCCAACCUGGGGAAGGGCUGUGAGUCAGUGACCUACUGGAGCUCAGGAUUCACGGCGCUCCAGGCCUGCAUUGAUGCUGCCAUUAUACAGCUGAAGACGAAUCAGUCGGUUUGGGAACAGCUUGAACUGACGAGAGCAGUGGUUAUGGGAGAGGCUGCUGUGGUGGAAAUAGAUAAUUUCCCCCGUGCAAUCAUUUUAAUUUACCUGGUGAUCGCCUUCUCCCCGUUUGGGUAUUAUUUGGCAAUUCAUAUUGUGGCAGAAAAGGAGAGGAAGUUGAAGGAAUUCCUGAAAAUAUUGGGACUCCAUGACACUGCCUUCUGGCUUUCCUGGGUGCUGCUCUACGUGAGCCUGAUUUUUGUCAUGUCCAUUCUCAUGGCAGUGAUCGCCACGGCCUCCUCCCUCUUUCCCCAGAGCAGUGCCUUUGUGAUAUUUCUCCUUUUUUUCCUGUAUGGAGUCUCCUCAGUUUUCUUCGCCCUUAUGCUGACACCUCUAUUUAAAAAGUCAAAGCACGUGGGUAUAGUGGAGUUCUUGGCCACACUGGCUUUUGGGUUUGUGGGCCUGAACAUUGUCCUGCUGGAGGAUUUUCCCAAAUCUUUCGUGUGGUUUCUCAGCCCUUUGUGUCAGUGCAGCUUCUUGAUCGGUGUCGCGCAGGUCAUGCAUCUGGAAGAUUAUGAAGAUGGGGCAACAUUUGCAAAUAUAAACGAUGGUCCUUACCCGCUCUGUAUCUCUCUUAUUUUGUUGGUGCUGGACAGCAUCUUUUACCUGCUUGUAGCUGUGUACCUGGACCAGGUUAUCCCAGGGGAGUUCGGGCUGCGCCGCACCCCGCUGUUCUUCAUGAAACCCUCGUUUUGGUCCAAGCACAGGAAGAAUUACAAGGAGCUGUACGAGAGCAGCAUCAACGGCAGCUUGAGCUUCAGCGAGAUCGUGGAGCCCGUGCCCUCGGAAUUCCAGGGGAAAGAAGCCAUCAGAAUCAGCUGUGUUCAGAAAACAUUCAGGAAAAAGGGGGAAACUGUGGAGGCUCUCAGAAAUUUGUCCUUUGACAUCUACGAGGGUCAGAUCACGGCUCUGCUGGGGCACAGCGGCACCGGGAAGACGACGCUGAUGAACAUCCUCUGUGGGCUGUGCCCACCCACGGAUGGGUUUGUCUCUGUCUAUGGGCACAAAGUCUCCGAGAUCGAUGAGAUGCUGGAAGUGCGGCAGAUGACGGGGGUGUGCCCUCAGUCUGACAUCCACUUUGACAUUUUAACUGUGGAGGAGAAUCUCUCCCUCUUUGCUGCCAUUAAGGGAAUCCCUCAGAAUGAUUUGAUACAAGAAGUGCAGAAGGUGUUGCUGGAUUUGGAGAUGCAGCCCAUCAGGGACAAUCAAGCUAAAAAACUAAGUGGGGGGCAGAAGAGGAGGCUGUCAGUGGGAGUUGCUGUUCUUGGGAACCCCAAGGUUUUGCUGCUGGACGAGCCCACGGCCGGGAUGGAUCCCUGCUCACGGCACAUCGUCUGGAACCUCCUGAAAAACAGGAAAGCCAAUUGUGUGACCGUGUUCAGCACCCACUUCAUGGACGAGGCAGAUAUCCUGGCUGAUCGUAAAGCUGUGAUUUCUCAAGGGAUGUUGAAGUGCCUCGGAUCUUCUCUCUUUCUCAAAAGCAAGUGGGGAAUUGGCUACCGCUUGAGCAUGCACAUCGAUGCCUAUUGCAACACGGAAGCUACGACCUCUCUGAUCAGGCAGCACAUCCCUGCAGCCACCCUGAUCCAGGAGAACGAUGAGCAGCUCGUGUACACCCUCCCCCUCAAGGACGUGGACAAAUUUGCAGGCUUGUUUUCUGACCUGGACACCCACUCCCACCUGGGUGUUAUCACCUACGGCGUGUCCAUGACCACGCUGGAGGACGUCUACCUGAAACUGGAAGUCGAGGCAGAGAUCGACCAAGCAGAUUACAGCGUGUUCCAUUCCCAGCAAGUGCAGGAGGAGGUGGAUAACAAAUCCUUGGAUGACAUGGAGCAGAGCCUGCUGAUGCUGUCAGAGACAAAGGCUCCAGCCAUGAGCAACACAGCCCUGUGGAAGAAGCAGGUUUCCACCAUAGCCAAAGUGCAUUUCCUUACCCUGAAGAGGGAAAAUAAAUGUGUGAGAGUUAUGUUGUUGCUUUUUCUGAUAUUUCUUGUCGUUCAGAUUUUAUUGUUUUUCAUACACCACAUCAUCAAAAAUUCUGUAGCUGCUAUCAAACUUUCCCCAGAUUUGUACUUGCUGAAGCCUGGAGAGAACUAUCACAAGUACAGGAGUCGGCUCCUGCUGCAGAACUCCACAGAAUCGGAUAUCAAUGACAUUGUCCACUCCCUUGGGAGCAUGAACAUACUCCUGGAGAUGUUCAAUGACAGUGAUUAUGUCUCAGCUGCACCUCACAGUGCAGCUUUAAACGUGUUUGCCCUUCAGUCCAGGCAGAAUUACGUUUUCGCUGUCAUAUUCAACAGCACCAUGGUGCAUUCCCUGCCAGUUCUGAUGAAUAUUGUCAGCAACCUCCUGCUGCGCAGUUUAAAUGUGACUGAGAGCAUCCAGAUCUGGAGCAACCCCUUCAUUCAGAAUCUUCCAGACACAAUUUUCAGGAUGGAGAUCUAUUUCGAAGCCGUGUUGCUGGGGAUCAUCAUCACCGGAAUGCCGCCCUAUUUUGCCAUGGACAACGCGGAAAACCAUAAGAUCAAGGCCUACACACAGCUGAAGAUUGCAGGGCUCUAUCCCUCUGCUUACUGGACGGGCCAAGCCGUCGUCGACCUCCCGCUGUUCUUCUCCAUCCUCGUCCUGAUGAUCGGGAGCCUCUUCGCCUUCCACUACGGGGUUUAUUUCUAUGUGGGCAAGUUCCUGGCUGUGAUUUUUUGCCUGAUUGGUUACGUCCCCUCAGUUGUGCUCUUCACUUACGUGGUCUCCUUCACCUUUAGAAAAGUCCAGAACACGAAAGAAUUUUGGUCAUUUAUAUUUUCAGUGACAGCCUUGCUCUGCACAGUUGUCACUGAAGUGGCCUUUUUUCUGGACUAUUACGUGGUAACCACCAUCCUGCAUUAUGUCUUCUCCAUCUUCAUUCCUAUUUAUCCCCUUAUUGGCUGUCUGAUUUGUUUUAUAAAGGUCUCCUGGAAAGGCAAACGGAAGAGUGGGGGAUACUACGACCCGUGGGACCGGCUGCUGGUGGCAGUUCUGGCUCCCUAUUUGCAGUGUGUCGUGUGGCUCUUCCUGCUGAGGUGCUUCGAGCUGAAGAACGGAGGGAGGACGGUCAGAGAGGAUCCCUUUUUCAGAAAAUGCUUUACAAAAGCCAGAGCCUGGAAGUUCCCAGAUGUGCCACAUGAGGAGAACGAGGAUGAAGAUGUGAGGGCAGAGAGACUGAGAGUCAAAGAGAUCCUGAGCAGCCCCAAAAGUGAGGAGAUGCCAGCAAUCCUGGUCAGCAGCUUGCACAAGGAGUUUGAUGAAAGGAAGGAAUUUCUUCUGGGGAGAAAAAUAAAGAAAGUGGCAACAAAACAUGUUUCUCUCUGCGUAAAAAAAGGAGAAAUACUGGGUUUGUUGGGACCCAAUGGAGCUGGGAAAAGCACGUUAAUUAAUAUGCUCGUCGGGGAGAUUGAACCCACCAGUGGGCAAGUUCUGAUGGGAGAUUAUUCUUUGGGGCUGAGCAGUGAAGAUGACUCCGUGAAAUUUGUGGGGUACUGUCCUCAGACAAACCCUCUCUGGCCAGAUAUUACACUGCAGGAGCACUUUGAAAUUUAUGGUGCUAUCAAAGGAAUGAGUCAGUCUGAUGUUAAGGAAGUCGUCAAACGCAUCGCGAGCGCCCUGGAUUUGAAGGAUCACCUCCAGAAGACAACGAAGAAGUUGGGUGUGGGGCUGAAACGCAAGCUCUGCUUUGCCCUCAGUAUGCUGGGAAACCCCCGGGUCACACUGCUGGAUGAGCCGUCCACCGGGAUGGAUCCCAAAGCCAAGCAGCACAUGUGGAGGGCAAUUCGAGCAGCCUUCAAAAACAAGGAGAGAGCAGCAAUCCUGACCACCCACUACAUGGAGGAGGCAGAUGCUGUGUGUGACCGUGUGGCCAUCCUGGUGUCUGGGCAGCUCAGAUGUAUAGGUACUGUCCAACACCUGAAGAGUAAGUUUGGCAGAGGAUACUUCUUGGAGAUGAAACUAAAAGAAACAGCAGAUGUGCAGCAGGUGGAGUAUCUGCAGAGCCAGAUUUUGCACAUCUUCCCCAACGCCAACCGCCAGGAAAGUUUUGCUUCUAUUUUGGCCUAUAAAAUUCCUAAAGAAGAUGUACAGUCGCUUUCACAUUCUUUUUCCAAGCUGGAAGAAGUAAAACACACCUUUAACAUCGAGGAUUACAGCUUCUCUCAGGCAACACUGGAACAGGUGUUUGUGGAGCUUGCUAAAGAGCAGGAGGAGGAGGACAGCAGCUUUGGCACCCUGAACAGCACGUUGUGGUGGGAGAGGACACAGGAGGACCGAGUCAUCUUCUGAGCUCCUCGUGUCCAGAUCUGCUCAGAAGCUGCUGUUGGUGCCAGCAGUGGUCCUCUACACAAACGCUGGGGCACGUGCCUGGAAAACACUGGAGCUGGGAAAGACAGGGAGAACUGUGUUUGGAAGCCCUGAGCGUGUCCCACCAUCCUGGCCUUAGGAAUAACGCCACAGUCGCGGUGUGAGCGUCCCCAGCUGACCUGGAAUUCCUCCUCCCCUCGCUGUUCCCUGGUCUGUGUUGGCCAAGAGGACACUGGUCAUCUCCUGGUGUUGGUGGCUGGUGCAGGAGCUCCCACCUGCCUUCCCUCAGCCCUCCCAUGCCUGGUGGGUGCCAGAGGUUGGGCUGUCUUAAUGGAGACCCUGCAUCUGAGCAAAGCCAGGUGCCACUGGAGCAUCCUUCCCUGUGGGGCUGGUUCACAGGGUCCUGCUGUGCCCUGUGCCCUCAGCUGGGCACUGCUGCCUGUCCCACGAGAUGCCCUGCAGACACAGCCCUGCAAGGUCCUGCUCCUCCACCAGCUCAUCCAUCCCUGCUUAUGCUUUGAAGAUGCACCUGCUUAGAAGAGAGGGGGGGAAACCACUCCAGACUAACUGCAUCACUGCAGAGAGGGUCCUGAAUUCCCAAAAAACCCACUCCAGAGUAACUGCAUCACUGCAGAGAGGGUCCUGAAUUCCCAAAAAACCCACUCCAGAGUAACUGCAUCACUGCAGAGAGGGUCCUGAAUUCCCAAAAAAACCACUCCAGAGUAGUUGCAUCACUGCAGAGAGAGUCCUGAAUUCCCAAAAAACCCACUCCAGAGUAGUUGCAUCACUGCAGAGAGGGUCCUGAAUUCCACCGCGAGCUGGGCUUGGCGUCCGACCAACGUGAAAAUGUUCAUUUUACAGGCAUAACAUGGCACUUGUUGGCACUUCCAUUCGUUUCUCCUGCAGGUUGGCAGCUGUGGCUGAGCCCUGCUGCCGUUGUGGGUGGCACUGGUGUUUGUCCUGCAUGCGCUGGGGGUGGCAGGGGGUGCACAGAGGGGAUCUGUUCCUUCCCCCGCCUGGGGAAAGUACAAAGACAUAACUGUGUAAGUCACGGGAUUUGCAGAGAUGUGAGUAUUCCUUGUGUUCAUUAAAAACAGCCUGAUUCUUUCCUUGGGUGUAACAACAUGUGUCCUGCCAGCUGCUCUCAGACACAGUCCUUUGGAGAUGUUUUCCUUCUCCUUGCCAGUGGAUUCGUAAGUACACGUACCAGUGUUUCCUAAUCCCUCUCUGUCGGGGUAGCAGUCAGUAACACAGGGACACUUGCUUCUUCCUGACCUGGCAAUUUGUCACUGACCUUUGUGAAAACCAAGCUCAAAUGAUCCCAAUUCACAGCCUCACCCGCAGGAAUGGUGCCUUUUGGUUUGCACAGAAGCACUGAGAGGAGUAGGAUAGGUGAUCCUUCAGCCUAAGAGAUGACAGAUGUAUGCUGAAAAUAUUUUUUUGUUUUUUCUACACGAAGAUAUCAUCUUUUUUUUUUUUUUUUUAGUUUUAUAAGGUGAAAUUAAAGGUUGCUCCCAUUUUGUUGUGCUCUGCAAUGAACAGGUACAGAGAUGUGUUUAUAUUGAGAUGUUGGCUUCAUAAGUCAUAUCAUUUAUGUCUGUUCACAGUAAAGUUAGAAAAGAUCUUUUGUUUUUCUUGUGAAAACUCAAAAAACUGGGUUAAGGUGGAGUUGUCCCAGCUGUUUGUAAUUAUCAGGCAAUAAUGUGUGUAACGUGUCUGAUAAUGGUUUAUCAUUGUGUUGAGCCAAAACCUGUUUUGAUUAGUUUCUUAGUCCACUGUUAGGGAGAUGUGAGCUCUUUAUGUACCUCUUCUUUUGUGCCUGUGCAUUGCAUAUGAAUGUGCAGCUUUGGUUUUGUGGUUAAAAACCAGCCCAAGCACUGCUGAAAGCUUGGACAUGCCAUUUCUUCCCCAGGCAACCACAGCCUGUGGUUCUGCCUGUUUUGGUGAGCCCUGGAAGUGAAACAGAGGUAAAGGGUGGCAUUAAAGCACCAGCCUCUGAACUGCAGCUCCAGUGGAACCUUCUAGGGGUGAAUCUUCCCUGUCAGAGAAGAAAAUGCCCCAAAUUCGGGUGUUUUGUUUAUUUAGCCCCCGGCCCCCCAGCCUGAGCAUUUUCCUUUAUUUGGAGCAAAGGUGGGACCCAGGAUUUUGUCUGGUGGUACUUUCCCACGUAGGUAGGUACAAGUUCAGUGUGUCUUUUCCAAGUCCCACAUUUCUUACUUUGUAAGUGGUGUGUCAGCCAAGUGUCACAUCAGUCCAUCAGUGCACAGCACGUUCUUGUCACGUGAACUUAUGGAAGCCCAGUGUGACCUGUGAGCCUUGGUGUCUUCUUUUCGUUUUAUCCUUUAACUUAGAGUUAGUAGCCUGUAAAAUAGUUCUGUACUGCCUGGGUGACAACAUCCUGUUUCAGAUAGUUCCAUAGUAUCUAACUUUUCAAAUGGAUCAUAUGAAAACUUGGGUUAGCAGCCAGAUGAGCUCGGUUUGGUGCUGUUGUUUAUCCUGGAGGAACCCAGGGGAUGGUGGCACUGUGUUUGUGCAGCUACGUGGACAAAGAUUUUUGGCUCAUUUAAGUGACUGUGCGUUUGGGUGGGAUCUUUUUGGCAUGGUGACAUCGUGUGUCAGUGGGGGGUAAGAUGCCACCUCCAAACAUCACUGUCUUCCUAGUGUGUUGUGUCAGAAGUGUUUCAAAGCCUCACACAAUGGCUGUAAUUGCCAGGACAGGGGGGAAACCCAUGCAAAAUUAAACCAGAGAAUCCCCUGGAAACACAAGAGCUUUGCUGCUGUGCUUUUGAGUCCCUUUGUUCAGCUGUUAUCAGUGACAUGCCAAGUCCCGGGUGUACAACACACACAGCGUGUGCUGUAGGAGAUAAACUGGAGCCAAGGCAGCUGGAUUUGGGGCAAAUCCACCCCGUUUGGGUCACCAUUCCCAGGUGUGAUGGUUUUAGUUAUCUUGCAGGGUUGUUGUGAGAUAGUAGCUGAUGCAUCCAAAGCUUGGGAAACAUGUUUACUUUGUGGUGUUGUUACAAGGUUGUAUUUUUCUAUGGAGAAUUUAAUGUGUCUUGAUUUCUAUUUACACUCCCGAGAAAAGUCCUUAUUUAAAAAUAUCUCUGUAUAGUGAGUGAAGUCUAUUGCAUAGCCAACAUCCAGAACUUUGGUAGCAGAAGCAGAAGGUGUUGGGCCUAAAGGUGCCACGUUUCUGAUGCUCCUCCUGGUGUUGAACCACGUGCAGUUCAUUUUAUACACUUGCCUUUCUUUUACCACUUGGCUGUACUUGUAAAGGUGAGGAUUUUCCUUUCCCUGCAGAAAGUAAUAGCGAAAUAAAGAUGGGUUGGAUUGUUAAA